GAUGGAAGGGAGGAGCGAGGCGGAGGAGAGCGGCUGAGGUGGCGGAGGCUCUGCGACCCCGCCAAGUGCCCCCUGCACUCACAUGAGCCCACACCCCUCAUCCAGCUGAUGCCGCCACCCCCCGCGACCGAGCUGCUCCAGCCAGCUCCCGCCACCGGAGCCCCGGGUGGGCCCGAGCCCUCCCCACCCGACUCACAGCCCCAGCAGCCCACAGCGCAUCAGCCCGCACAGCCACCUCAGCAGCCUCCCAUGCCCGCCCCCACCGCCUCCGCAGCGGCGGCGGCGCCACGGGACUCGUACGACGAAGUCGAUCCGUACGCUGUCGUACCUCGUCAACUGACGGACGCGCUGUCGGAAGCGCUGGCGGCGGCGCUGCGGUUGCAGCGCGCGAGAGACAGCGCGGCUUGGGAUCCGGACCCAGGGGAAGACUUUGCGGACGAUUACCAUGCAGAUGAGUUGGCAGCCCUUGCGGAGCGGCCGCCGGUCAUGAUCGGCUUUGCGCCGGAGGCGCUGGCGUUCAGUGUGUUUCAGGAGGAUUGGGAGCAGGAGAUCUUGUGGGAUGGGGCAACGGAGCGGGGCGCUGGAGGCGAGGUAGCGGCUGGUGGCCGUGCGGCGUCGCCGCUUCCGGCGAAACCCGCUGGAGUGGAAACGGAGGUGGACGCAGGAGGGCGGGUGGAGGCGGAGGAAGUGGAGGAGGAAGAGCCGAGCGGCCCGGAGGCUAUGGAGGUGGAUGGUUUGGCGGAGGGCAAGGGGAAAGCGGCAGGGGAACAUGGGAGGCGUUCUGUGCCUCCGCGCGCUAUCCCGGUGAACCAGCCGUUCACGUUGCGAGGCAUCUGGCGAGGGCGGCCCCAUGUCGCGCCUGCAGCGGAGCUGCUAGCGGGGCCGCGGGCACGGCCACUGAUGGAGAAGACGGCAGUAGCCGCCUCCGGGACAGCAACAACCUCAACGGGGGCGGCAGCGCCCGCCGCCGACGCCAAGGCGGCGCUCGGCGCCGCAGCAGCAGCCAUUGCCUCCGCCGCCGCGGCGGUAGCUGGCUCAGAUCCCCUGGCGGCAGCGGCGGCGGCGACCGCGGCGGCGGCUGCAGCCGCCACCGCCGCUACCGGGGGCGAUGACGGUGAUCCGCGGGUGCCGCUGGCGUUGCUUGGGGAGCCACAGGCGGCGCCGCUGCCGCCCGCCAUCGACCCCAGCGCCCCCGCACCGGAUCAGCGUCUCUUCGUGGACGGCACCCACCCCCAGAUGCUCCGACUUGACACCGCCUCCACCGCCGAUGCGACAGGCUUUGCCCGCAGCACCCUCAAGUACUACCACCCCGCGCUCGCGCUGUCUCAGGAUGACCCAUGGGUCGCUGCCGCGGUGGAAGCCGAACCCGGUGCUCCUCCGGCUCCCCUGGUGCACAACCUCAAUGACCCCGCGCUCAUCUACCGCGCCCAACAACCUCCCUCCAGCGAAAACGCACCCUCCACGGCUGCUGCUGCUGCCGCCGCCGCUGCUGCUACAGCUCAAUCGGAGCUGCUCCGACGCGCGGCAGCGCUCGUCGCUCCCCCUGUCGUACGACGGAAGAUCGUUCGCGGCCCCGUCAUGGAGGCCGCUCACAGCGAGUUGAUCGGGCAGCAGUUGGCGGCCUUCAACGUAUCGUUGGACAGCCUCUACACGCACCAGGCCAAGGCCCGCAUGGACCGCACGCUCAAGUCACUAGCCAAGCACGGCCACCCCGCCAUGAUCCUCACCACGCUGCCGGCGCGGCUGACCAGGGAUGAGCUGGCGCUGUUCCACCGACCCAGGUCGGUGUGGACGCUGGCCAUUACCUCGCAGCGGCCCACGCCGACGAUGAAGGACCUGAAGGAGGUGGCCUACAAGUUCAGAAGCAUCAGCGGCACCGUGGUCAGCAGCAUCUACCACCCGCAGAUGUUUGGCACGCUGGGGGAGCUGCUGCAGGUGCGCAACCCCGCGGGGCUCAACGCGCUGGAGACGGGCUUCCCGCAGCACAAGAGCCUGCCGUACAGGGUGUACGGCGGGGCACCGCUGACGGCGCUGGAGCCGGAGACGAAGCUGGUGGAGGCGGGGAUCAACAAGCAGGAGAACCACCUGUUUGUGGUUAUCCCCGCGCUGCUGCCGGUCACCCGACCGCAUAUGCCGGAACCGGGGCAGGGCACCAAGCCACCAGCAGCCUUCAACACCAAGGCCAGCCUCACAGCCACCGGCGGCCGUGUGCUGCUGUUCGAGUACCUGGAGGAGCACCCGCCGCUGCUGGCGAGACCCGCCAUGGGCGCCCGCCUGCUCACCUACUACCAGCGCCGGGACGAGCAGGACAUGGGACACAACCACCUGCAACCGCCCACCGCGCCGGGGCGGGGCGGGGCAGGAGGGGGGCAGGAGGGUGGCAAGGCGGGAGAGGGGGCGGGCGGAGCGGCGGGCGGGGAGCGGCAGUUGUGGAAGCUGGGCACGGUGGUGCCGCUGGGUCCUGAGAACCGCCCCUUCUACUCGCCCCUCGCCCCGGGCAGCUCCGUGAUGUGUGUGGACACGCAUAUGUUCAAGGCGCCGGCGGCGCCGCACGACCCGCGACCCUCCGACUUCCUGCUAGCGCGCUCCAACAACGGUGUCGUACAUCUCCGGGAGCUCACGGGCGCGCUGACGGUGGGCCAGCAGCACCCGCACGAACGGGUUCCGGAGCCCUGGGACGCCGAGUGGCUCAAGACCUACAACUCCAACCGCGUAUUCGUGCAAGUGGCGCGGCUGCUUCACACGGCACGCAACCGCAACCCCAACCAGAAGCCCUCUGUGAAGCUCCGCGAGGUGGCCGAUCGGCUUCCCUUCAUCCCUCGCGAGGAGAUCCGGCAGCGCAUGGAGAAGGAGUGCGGCUGCCGACCCAAGGACGGCUCGACGGCGGCGGAUGGCGGCGCCGCGGUGCCGGACAACCCCGAGUAUGAGCUGCCGGAGGGUGUGCAGGUCACGGAGGAAGCCAAGCUCCGUGAGAUGGUGCGCCCCGACAUGGUGUGCGCGCACGAGGCCAUGCGGUCCUCCGAGGUGCGGCUGCAGUCGCUGGGGCUGCAGCACCUGCAGCCCCUCACCGCGGUGGCGCGCAUGGAGCCGGAGCGGUGGCAGGCGGCGGUACGGCAGUUGGCGGAGCUGAAUCCCAAGGCGGGUCCGGCGUUGCGGCUGAUUGACUGGGCGGUCAACACCGCCCCAUGGGUCACCACCGGCUCCUACUCCUCCGCCACACGCGGCGACACCAAGAACAGCACCUGGCUGCGCGUGGAGGGUCCGUUCGACCCCACAGGUCGCGGCUACGGGCUGUGCUACCUGGCGGACUGGCAGCGAGUGACGCGACCCGACCUGAAGGACAAGCCGCCGCAGGAGGGCAGCAUCACGGGUACGGAGGCGGACCUGCGCAAGCUGGGUCACGAGGAGGCGGGGCGCAUGCUGAUGCAGUGGGGCGUCAAGAAGGACGUGGUGGAUGCAAUGACAAACAGGUGGCGACGUAUCGACCUGGUCCGCAAGCUGGCUACGCAGGCGGCCAUGGAGGGCACGGAGGGCUUCAACGCGCACUUUGUGCGCGUGCAGCGACUCAACGUCAAUGAGAAGAUAGCGAGCGCUCGACGCACGGCCAGCAGCAUCCUGCAGAAGCAGCUGGAGGCGCUCAGACGCGAUCGGGAUUGGGGCGCCGCGCCGGAAGACUACGGGUUACUGCGGCCGCUAGGUCGCCGCACGCAGCCCGCAUCAGCCGCCGCCGCCGCCUCUGCCGCUGAUGAUGACGAGGACCGGCGCGCCUACCUGGAGCUGCAGCGGGAGGGGUUCCUGGGCUCGGGAGCGGGAGGCGAUAAGGCGGCCGCCAAGAGCAAAAAGGGCCAGCCCCUGGAGGCCAAACCCAAGGAGCGCCGCAUCCGCCGCGUCGUCACAUUGCUGGCGCCAGACGGUACGGAGCUGGGGCGGCGAGAGUACGUGUACCGAGACCGGGCGGAGAUGCAGGUGGUCAACCGAGGCCUCAACCGACCGGAGCAGGGCGGCUUCGGGCAGCAGAUCCUGCAACCGCCCGCCGCCAAUUUCAUGCCGGGACCCACGGUUCGUGUGGGGGCCGGCGGUGGGCGGGGACGGGGACGUGGGAGAGGCCGAGGCGAUGGAGGCGGCGGUGGCGGUGAAGGGAGAGGCGGCUACAAGCGGCGGCGAGUGGCUCGAGCCGCCACGGGUGCCGGUGCGGGCGGUGAGAGCGGCGACGACCAUGAUGAGGAGACGGACUCGGCAGCGGAGGAGGACGAGGAGGCCAGGGUCAUGCGCAAGAUGGCAGCAGGCACCAGUCGCCGCGCCGGGGCUCGUCGCCCGGAGCCCUCCGCCGCGGCAGCCGCAGCCGCAGCCGAGGCAGGCGAGGACGCCGCGCCGUCUCCCUCCCAGGGCGAGCCCAAGCCCCCGCCUGCGCCCAAGCCCCCCCGCGCCAAGCCCGCCAACCCCAAGCCCCGCAAGCCGGCGGCACCCCGGCAACCGCAGCAGGCCAACGUGUGCCCGGAUUGCGGGCAGCCUGGGCAUGGGGCCUACAGCAGGCAAUGCCCCAACUGGCGAGCGGACGCCGGUCUCAGCGACCUGUCCGAGCUGUCCGACAGCGGCAUCAUGGACGACGUGGUCACAGUCGCCACCACCAACGCCGGACCCGACUCCGCCGCCGUCGCCGCAACCGCCGACGGCCCGGCGCACACUGACGGCGCCGACGCUGUCACUACUGGCGGCGGCGGCGGCGCCACUGGGUUCCCGGCGCCGUCGGGCGAGGCUGCCACCGCUGCACCUGCUGCCACAACCGCUACCGCCAUGGGCGUGGGUGGUGGUGGUGGUGCGGCGGCGGCGGCGGCUGUCGGCGGAGGCGGCGUGUCAACGCCUGUGGGUGGCGGCGGACGCAUUCGCCGGCGACCGAGUCGCCGCAACGAUGACGUCGACGUAACGCUCGAAGACGACGAGGAAUUCGUCAUGUCAGAUGAUGAGGAUUACAACGCCCUCGCGGAGGCCAGUGACGACAGUGACGACGACUUCCCCGUUCGGUCGCGCGCUGGCGGCGGCGGUGGCGGCGGCGGCGGCAGCCGCCGCACCCAACGCGCGCCGUCCACUCGCAGCGCUGGCGGCGGCGGUGGCGGUGGCGGCGGCGCAGCCGCCGCCAAGGCGUCACGUGCACGGCAAUCCUCGCGUCAGGCGCGCACAGGCCGCACGAGUCGCUUCAAGGAGGAGUUUGACCUCAUAGACGACGACGAUGAAGAGGAGGAGCCGGAGCUGGAGCGCUCGGAUCACGAGGAUGUCAAAUCGGAUAUCCUAGAGGAGGAAGAGGAGGAGGAGUGGGCGGGCUCAGAUGAUGACGAGGCGGAUGAUGGGGAGGAUGACGGUAGCUACCGAGGACCGCGAGGGACGACCAGUCGUGCCCGGAGCAAAGCGGCGGCGGCCGCAACUACCACGGUGACGGCCACGCCGCCAGCUGCCUCCCGGCGACAGGCUUCAACCCGGCGUGGCGGUGCUGGUGGUUUCGGGGCGGAGGAUGUGGAGAUGAGGGCGGCGGCAACGCCGCCGCAGCCAACCGCCAGCGGCCUGACGGCCGGCGGCGGCAGCUACAGAAGUCGCGGCGGUGGCGGUGCGCCCAGCAGCGGUUUCAAGCGCAAGGCUGUCGACCUCAGCACCAUUAGCGAUGGUGAUGAAGACUCCCAGCCGGAUGACACUGCCGGCAUGGCGCCCAUGGCGGCAUCGCAGCAGCAGCCCCUCCAACACCAGCCACAACUCUACGCACCUCCACAGCAGCAGCAGCACCUGCCGCCGCAGCAACAGCCGGCGGCAGUGGCGGCGUUGGGUAUGGCUGCCGUACCUGCCGCCGCCUCCGCUGCCGCAGCGGCCGGUCGUGCCAUGACGCUGGGUCAGGCGGAGGCGGUGAUGCGCAAGGCUUACAGCGCGGUGCUCAUGGCGGCUUGCAAGGUGGAGUACUCGCUUAACUUUUUCUAUAAGGCGCCCUCCCUGGAGGUGGUCAAGGACUAUUACAACUUCGUGCCGCCAGAGUCCGUGAUGUGUCUAGAGUUCAUAGAGCAACGCAUCGGCGUCAAGAAGGGCACCUCCACCAAGGUGGGCGAGCUGCAGUACGGCAGCCCGCAGGCGCUGCAAGCCGACUUCCAACGCAUCCACGACAACUGCAUGGUGUACAACGUGCCGGGAGCCUCGCCGUACAACUACCCGCCGGCGCGUGACGUGGCCAAACGCAUGCUGGCGGCGGCGAACCAGACGCUGGCGAAGCAGCAGCAGUCGGGGAGUUUGGCGGUGGCGCUGGCGGCGGCCAAUUCCAUGGAGCACUGGUUGGGCUGCU
This is a messenger RNA of Astrephomene gubernaculifera, 6316 nucleotides long. The record is from the annotation of a GenBank genome assembly. Lineage: Eukaryota; Viridiplantae; Chlorophyta; Chlorophyceae; Chlamydomonadales; Astrephomenaceae.